This is a messenger RNA of Lampris incognitus (smalleye Pacific opah), 4125 nucleotides long. It is a transcript of the gene ormdl3, whose product is annotated as ORMDL sphingolipid biosynthesis regulator 3. The record is from RefSeq and is a predicted model, not a curated record. The transcript has 4 exons. Gene Ontology annotation, cellular component: endoplasmic reticulum membrane. Bases 303 to 764 code for a protein of 153 amino acids. Gene Ontology annotation, biological process: intracellular sphingolipid homeostasis; ceramide metabolic process; negative regulation of ceramide biosynthetic process. Lineage: Eukaryota; Metazoa; Chordata; Actinopteri; Lampriformes; Lampridae.
GCCAGCUGUUCGCAAGGAGACGGACGGAAAGUGGAAACGUCUUGUUUGACUGUCUGUGAACAGGCGGGUGUAGUUGUUAGUUUGCUCGAAGCAAAAGAGGGGAAAAGUCCACCAGGAGACUCGUUGAAACAGCAUAGCUUUGCCAUCUCACCCAGUGAUAGUUAUCAGUUAUAUAACUGAAGGCAUCGAUAAGAGGGAAACAGUGAUAACGGACUGGUGUCAUACAGGUCGGAGUUGAAGCCAUUUUUUUGCUUCUAAAUCAUUUGUCAGAUUGCCGACCUUGAGGUAGCGCCGCUGCCAUCAUGAAUGUGGGGACGGCGCACAGCGAGGUGAACCCCAACACCCGGGUGAUGAACAGCAGGGGAAUUUGGCUUUCUUACAUCCUGGGCAUUGGCCUUUUGCAUGUCAUCCUGCUCAGCAUUCCCUUCGCCAGCGUACCCGUGGUUUGGACCCUCACCAACCUCAUCCACAACCUGUGCAUGUACCUCCUGCUCCACACAGUAAAAGGGACCCCCUUUGAGACCCCAGACCAGGGCAAGGCUCGCCUCCUGACACAUUGGGAGCAGAUGGACUAUGGCGUGCAGUUUACUGCGUCGCGCAAGUUCCUCACCAUCACCCCCAUCGUCCUGUACAUCCUUACCAGCUUCUACACCAAAUAUGACCGGACUCACUUUGUGGUCAACACUGUCUCCUUGCUCACAGUGCUUAUCCCCAAGCUGCCCCAGCUGCAUGGCGUGAGGAUCUUUGGGAUUAAUAAAUACUGACGGGGUGGAAGAGGACACCUCCCUCUCUUCCAGAGUCCCUAUGGACUGCUUUGAGCACACAGAGUAUCAGGCCUCUGAUUUGGCCUCGAGCCCGUAAGGAUCCAUUGCUCUUUGGCUUCCCAACACUGCUGAGCAGCAUUCUAAAUGAAGCCUUUUGGGGAUGCUACUGCAUCGUGGUACCAAACCCCAGGAAAUCAGGACAAUAGACCAUACAGAGAGCACCAAACGGAAAGAGUGCUCUUUUGAGCGUUUGUGGUCUGUCUCUUGCAAGUUGCACGUUUCCUUCGCGAAACUUGUCAAGAGAGCGUCUUGUAAGCAUCAUAAAACACAUGGAAACUCUUGAAAGAACGAGAAUUUUCUGGUCUGAGUGUCAGGAGGAAAGAAUGAUUCAGUUACUCAACCAUUGUUUGGCUCUUUUACACCCCACUGACAUGCCUCCACAGAGUCAUGUAGUGUAUUUCAUUUGUAAUGAUGUACUGCUGUAUUUAUUCAUCUUCCCCUACUCUCUGUAAGGCACUCCUCCAUUUGAGGUUUUCUCUGCUUACAGAAAGAGUUGCAGAGCUUUGUUGAAGUAGUUAGGAAACUGCUGGCUGCUGUAGAGGCGAGACCCAAGAGAGUGUAAUGUUUUAUAUUUAGUCCUGGCCACUCUCCUCUGGGUCCAAGAUGGGAAAGUUCAGGAGCUCUUACUUUCGUCUGACCGUUUCCAUAUUUGGACUAGCCUUGUCCUGAUUUUUGCCAGGGCAAGCCUCCUGUCAACAGCAAAAGUCUGAGUCUUUGUGUUGAAAUCCACUGUGACCAGCUCUCUAGAUUGAUUUAGGAUUGCAGAUCAAGCAACUCGACCAAAAGUCCUUCAUUAUCACUUGAGAGGCAAUCCGGUAUUUAGUCUGUAUUCUAAGUAACUUGGAUACAUGCUAUGCAUAUUCAGACACGUGAUGCGUGUAUACACUACAAAUGUAGUCAGUUCCCUCUUAAAGUCAUUCUGUCAGCAUUGCUCCUCUUUUAUUUACAUCCUGGUUCAUAACUUGGAAACAAAUUGAUAUAUUUAUCAUGAUGGCGGUACCAUUGACAGAUUUAGCCUCUGUCUAUGCUUCAUGUACUGUUUGUGUUUUAUGUGCUAUUUCUUUUGUCACAGCUUUUUUCCCACCACUUAAUUCAGAAGGGAAUUUGACCGCUCAGCUGACCAACACAUUUCCAGCAUGGGUCCCACUGGUGUAUUUCCAGGUUGGGAAGAAGGUUUAUACAAACGCUUAAAAUCAGUGAACUCAGACUUUAAGACAUUUCAGAAUUAUAAGUGCUAACGUCAGACUAGGUAAUCAUUGUGAAGUAAUUAUACGGUUAUGUGAGAAAAAGUGAUGCUAAUCUGAGACAUCUGGAACCUUGUCAUUCACUUGAUGCCACAGCUCCCCUCAUUGGUCAUUUUGUGGUGGCCAUUUUGCAUCCCACCCAGUGAACAUUCAGUUUUAGUUAAAUAGAGCAUGCAAAAUGGCCCAAGUGAAUGCAAAUUAUAGAGCAUAACAAGCGUGGACCAAAGAAUUGAGAAUUUUGUUUACUUCAGCUUUGGUUUCCUUAUAAUGUCAUUGAAUAUUGAAAUGUUGGUGACAAAUCGAAACAGACUUUUGGCAAAGAGGAGGCUGUAAAAUUCUGCAGCACAAAGUGACCACGAACUCUUUAAUUUCAUAUAGGUUUUUGGAGGUUUCAACAUGUCUUUGGUUUCAUUAUUAUCAAUCUUGCUUGUGUACCAGGUUUUGUGCUGUCAGAUUUUUCUUAUAAACAAAACAGUGUUUUGCAUAUAAGGUCUUCCAAACUGCUGUAGUGCUUAGCUUGAACUUGAGUUGUUGUAUGGCAGAGCUGCAGAGACAGCUUGUUGGUGUUCAGUUUAAUUAGAUUGGAUAAGAAAUGUUGACUUUAUUACGUUACAGUAGAGAAGAACUGCAUCUGGUACAUGACACAAAACCUAUUUUAUUUGUAUGCUUAAAACGAAAUUAAAGUGAAAUUAUUGGUACUACCUGAUGUGAGGCUAGGAGAUUUUUGCAGUUUCAGAAGCUCUUGAGAUUCUGCUACUCUUUGGGUGACUGUAAUGAACUCUCAGUAAGGGUGAACAUUAAUUUACAGAAAUACAUUUCAUGUAUAAAUGACAAGCCCUGAUCAAUCUGAGAGUGUUGAUUAAAAUCUCUGGGCUAUUUUAAGGCAGAAAAACUUUUUUUUUUCAUUCAAUACUAUUAUAAGCCUCUUUUUUGAAGCUAAGCCUAGACCAGUAGAGUGGGCCUUUGUUGAUAAGAGUUCCCUUUUUGGAUUUACCAAUAUAUUUCUCCCCAGGAUGACUUUCCUACAUUUUGACACAGCUCAGUGAUCCAUUACAUUUGUCAUGGCGGAUGCUUAGUGCCGACGGUGCGGUUUGUGCUCGAGAAUCGCACAUUUUUUUAUGUUUAUUUUUUUACCCAAGUGAACAUAGUACCCUGUCUGACAAAGAUGGGGUGUUAAAAACCGCUUGUUGAUUUUUCAUCGGCUUUAUGUUUGUUUGUAGAAGUCUUGCAUGUUUACAUCUCUGUCCAACCACAGCCAGCUAUGAUUCCUAAGAGAAACUGAUUUGUUACGGAUAUUGCCGAAAGCCUUGACCUUGAGGUUUCUCCUGAAGGGUCUUCAUUUGUCGUGGACGGUACCAGUAUUUGUAUGUUUGAAAUGCUCUAUGACUAGGCCAGGUUCAGACAAAGCACAUGUUGCUGCAGUUUUCCAACCUUACAAACCUUACACGGUUUUCUUUUUUUCAUGAAUAGAGGAUCACUGGAUUACUUUUAUGCCUAUUAACUGUGUUGCGUGGGGCUUUAACAAACAAUCCCCACUACCUAAAAGGUAAGCCAUGAUUUUUGUUUGGACAUUGCAACCUGAUGCAGGUACGGAGAUGAUUCCUCUGUUACCAAAGCCAGGGGCUUGUUAAACAUUAAUUAAGUGAGAGUGAUAGGGAGACAUGAGUGAAGAGCUAGGUAUCACAUGGUAAGAGCACCAGGAUGAAACAGAAUUUUUACCUCUUCAGUUUAAAACUAGGGGUUUCCAACAGUGUCCUCUAAUGUUACAAUUCAAUAUCACAAUACAGGGGUCUGAUGUUUAUUUUAUUCAGUUUUUUUUAUAUUUUAUUUUAUUGAAAAGCAAUCCCUACUCAUUUCUAAUGAGAGAGGGCAUCUUUCCUACUAUUUCUGUACAUCUGAUCACUUUCUUUGGAUGGCAGCAGAUAUAGAAUGUGACCUGAUGUGGUUUUCUGGUUAUGAUCUCAGCUGACAGAAUGUCUCUCAGUCAGCCAAUAUGUAUUGCUUUAGGAUUGGCUAUAUUUGUCAUUCAUUUGUAAAUGUAGCUCAAUAAAGUUUUA